Messenger RNA from Thunnus maccoyii (southern bluefin tuna), 2912 nucleotides. RefSeq names its product adenosine A2a receptor a (gene adora2aa). Gene Ontology annotation, biological process: adenylate cyclase-activating G protein-coupled receptor signaling pathway; G protein-coupled adenosine receptor signaling pathway. Bases 601 to 1938 code for a protein of 445 amino acids. Gene Ontology annotation, molecular function: G protein-coupled adenosine receptor activity. Gene Ontology annotation, cellular component: membrane. NCBI's taxonomy places the organism in Eukaryota, Metazoa, Chordata, Actinopteri, Scombriformes, Scombridae. The transcript has 2 exons. The record is from RefSeq and is a predicted model, not a curated record.
UUAGCAAGCAGAAAGAUUGUUACAUGCUAUAUAAAUGCAACCAUUUAGGUUAGAAACAAGACAAUUUAUUUUUAGAAACACUCAAGCAUGUGUUUGACACAUCCUUCAACACUACUGAAACACUACUGACUUACUUCGAAGCAUAUCUGAUGCAAGUGUGUGUGCUGAAAUUCACUUCCUUUAUGGUAAAAGCAUUUCCUCUUUUUCACUUCUGCAACUCUUUAUCGGCAGCGACAUAAUGUUCCAGUGAUGCGUGUUGUUGGCAUCAUCUCAGCCCCUCGAGAAGUUCAUGGGAAAAAGCCACUAAGGGGAAGGACCUGAGGGAAGAGAAGAGCAGAGGAGCUUCACGAGGAGAGAAUGGAGACGACUAUGUCCUGUGUGUGGAGUUUGGAGCCAUGAUGACAGCUUCAUCUGCAGUUGAAUAAAAGUUUUUAUCAGCUGUGUGAGCUGAGCAGGUCUGAGGGAGCUGCCGCAGCUGCUUGGUGCACCUGGUGGAUGUUUGUGGAGGUGUCAAGGGUGAGAAGGCUGCCAGGCUGCAGCUAUGGUCGUUGAGGCGAGGUUUCCUCCCUCCUUAUCAGUGACCUUGCCGUUUGUCUCACCAUGCCGGACGACCCCGCCGCCUCCACCCUCUACAUCGUCCUGGAGUUGCUGAUUGCUGUGUUCUCCGUGCUGGGUAAUGUGCUGGUCUGCUGGGCCGUGUGCCUCAACAGCAACCUGCAGAGCAUCACCAACUUCUUUGUGGUGUCACUGGCGGUGGCUGACAUCGCCGUGGGCGUCCUGGCCAUUCCCUUCGCCAUCGUCAUCAGCACUGGCUUCUGCUCCAACUUCUAUGGCUGCCUGUUUAUCGCCUGCUUUGUGCUGGUUCUCACCCAGAGCUCCAUCUUCAGCCUGCUGGCCAUCGCUAUAGACCGUUACAUUGCAAUCAAGAUACCACUCAGGUACAACAGCUUGGUGACAGGCCGACGGGCACAAGGCAUCAUCGCCAUCUGCUGGGUUUUAUCCAUCAUCAUCGGCCUGACCCCCAUGAUGGGCUGGCACAAGGUGGCCAAGAGCUCUAACAGCACCUGCCCAAACGGCCUGAUGAAGUGCCUGUUUGAGGAGGUGGUGAACAUGGAGUACAUGGUGUACUUUAACUUUUUUGCAUGUGUGCUGAUCCCCCUGCUGCUGAUGUUGGCCAUCUACCUGUGUAUCUUCAUGGCAGCUUGCCACCAGCUAAAGCUCAUUGAGAUGAAGGCGGCUCAUGGAGAGAAGUCGCGCACCACGCUGCAGAAAGAGGUCCAGGCUGCCAAGUCUCUGGCCAUCAUAGUGGGGCUGUUUGCUGUGUGCUGGCUGCCCUUACACAUCAUCAACUGCUUCACCCUCUUCUGCCCUCAGUGUAAACGUCCUCCUCUCUGGAUCAUGUAUGUGGCCAUUAUCCUCUCCCACGCCAACUCGGUGGUCAACCCCUUCAUCUACGCCUACCGCAUCCGGGAGUUCCGACAAACCUUCCGUAGGAUUAUCCGACGCCACAUCCUGGGCCAGAAGGAGAUGUUUGACAGUGGCAGCAGUAGGCACAGGUCCACUCGCAACAGCAUCACAGACUCCAUCAGACUCAAGGUGAAUGACCUCAGCUUUGAUCUGUUCACUGAGCACAGCAGCAGCAGUAGCUGUGAAAGCUCCUACCGUGUCCCAGCUCACAUCUCUCCUGUAGGGGGCGGUCUAGUGGCGGUGUCCCAUCCCCCUCUAUCAGUUGUCAUCUCCCACUGUCCUAAGAUGGGGCCAUGUCCACUGCAAGCCCUCACACAGACUCAGAUCCCCAUGGGUCAUCAUGUACAGUACGUGGAGCAGCAGCACGACUGUGCAGGAGCAGAAGUUGUGGAGGAAAAGGACAAACAGAACCUGAACUCUGUCCAGGUCACAUCUCUGACCUGCUGUAGUGAGCUGGCAAAGGUGUCCUGACGCACACACAAGAGAGAUCAAUCAUUAAUAUUCAAGGGCCUCACAGUGAAGUGUCAAUGUCUGCAUAGCAGCAGCUCUCAAAGGAUCGUGAUCUGUCCUGAUCCACAAUGGAAGCACUGUACACAGACAAUGGACAACAUACGUUACUAAGAUGACUUAAAUCUACUUGUCAUGUUAAACUGUGUCCACUACUUAAGCAAAAUGACUUUUCAAAUUUAAAUCAGACCAAGAGUUUAAAACCACUGCUAGGGGCUCCUCAACACCCCACAUGACCAAGAGUGGUUUAAAUCAAUUGAGCAACAGCUGAACUUUGAACUUACCAAAGCUCAGCUAAUAUGAGAGAAGGUGUAGUGGACCUCUCGCUCUCAGAAGAAAUUAAAAUGGAAGUCCUUUUCAACUGCAGGCUGAAAGAAUACAUGUCAGUGACUGUCAACUUAUUUCAUGUCAACUUAUCAUUAAAUUAUUGAUUAAUAUUAUUUGCUCCUGAAACUGUCUUAAUUUUCAGGGAUAUGGGCAUAAAUGCUCUCUGUUGGAUUUCACUUUGUAUCACUACCAUGGAUCAUGGACAGAGGAUAAUUUCUUAAAGGGGACAUAUUAAGCUUUUUGUGAUUUUCUGUUAUUUAUAUACUGGUGAAGGAUAUCAAUGCUAAACAGGGUCAAAGUUUCAAAACUUGAGGUUAUCAUAUGUAGAAAUACUCCCUGCAAGUCAAAAACCAGGGCUUAAACCUGAUCUCAACGCUUCGUUUUCAAUGUUUUUUUCUACCUUGGUGACAAGCUGACGUUGGCUAUAAACGGCAUAAACGGCUGUCCGUUCCGUAGCCUAGGUUGCUAAUGUUGAUGCCAAGGUUUUUCCAUGGUUGGAUCGGAUUCAGGCUUGAACAUCUAUGGAUGUAUUUCAGAAUUUGACAUUUUGAGUAAAGAACAAGAAAAAGUUGUGAAAUCUUACUACUGUAGUUUGUUUCAGACAGAGGCUG